AUGUGUUCAUUCUCCACCCAUCUCGUUUGUCGUACUCUUUGGCAGAAUAUUCGAGUUUCCCUUGUCUUACUGACACGAUAUCCUAGAACAUCAUCGCUGAAGCCUGGCGUAGAUUUCAUUGCAAAUUUCCGCCAAAGCUUUCCCGAAGUAUCUACCGCAAUUUCUCCCGGAUCGACUUCGGGAAACACCUCAAUCGGCGGCGCCCUUGUGGAAACGCCAAAUCUUGAAAGACAUCCUAGUUUAGGACAUGAGGAUAUGAAGGAUCUUGAAUCGACGCCACGCGCGCAACAUGAGCCAUGGCGCUAUACCCCAUCGCUACUCGAUCCAAGCUCGUUUGCUUUCUCUCCGUUUGCCAGUCAACCUCCUGGUUACUACAGCCCAACCCCAGGUGGUACUAAUACUCCAUGGUCAAACCCUUCUGUCGAUCUGCAAACACCAGGGAUGAAUCUUGCAUUAGGACUACAAACUCCACUCUCUCUCCCAACAUCUGCAGAUGGUCUACAUGGUGGCCCAAUGCUAGAUAUGGCAACCUUUGGCCAUCAGAUGCUACCUCAAUUUCAAAAUUAUAACCCUUUUAAUCAGCAUUCAUCAGAUCCGUCUCAACAAUCAGCAUCUUUUACACCAUCCUCGUUUAUACAGCCACAUGAGGCGGGCUAUGACCCCAUUGAACAUCAUGGGUCACCAAUGGAUGAUGAUGUCUGCUUACAGUCAAUAGACGGAAACCUAACCCAACAUCAGUCUCUCAUCACUUAUCCCUCCACACCCUUCAAUCUCAUGGGGCUAGCAUCAAUGCCUUCAUCAGCAGAAAAAUUCAGGUUCCACGUGACUCUCAAUGCACCUACAGCUAUGAUAAAGCAUGCAGAUGAAAUCCCUGUAACUUAUCUCAAUAAAGGUCAAGCGUAUUCUUUUUCAGUUGUCGACACUUCACCAAGCAUGCCAUUAUCAGCUGGUACACGUUAUCGCACAUUUGUUCGUAUCUCCUUUGAAGACGAACAACAGCGACAACGGCCCUCCACCUGCUGGCAGCUAUGGAAGGAAGGGCGUGGUACUAAUGAAGCUCAUCAAAGAGGUGGAAAACUACAGGCCGUUGAAUAUGUCGAAGCAAGUCAGCCGGCCGAAAAUGAUGAUAAGCGAACUCGUGUGGAACUUGAUACCGCUUCCUUUGAUGGGUUCUCUGUUAUCUGGGCUCCAGGUAAAAAUGGGUUAGCAGAGUGUAAUAUCGCGGUACGAUUCAACUUUCUUUCCACUGAUUUUAGCCACUCAAAAGGAGUCAAAGGUAUCCCAGUCCGGCUUUGUGCUAAAACGCAGCCAUUAUCGAGCAAUUCUCUUGAAAAAAGUAGUGAAUUUUCUGAAGUUGCUUACUGUAAAGUUAAACUGUUCCGAGACCACGGCGCGGAGCGCAAACUUUCAAAUGAUGUUGCUCACGUAAAAAAGACAAUCGACAAAUUAAAUCAACAGAUCGCACAAUCAGAAUCCGGAAUGAAGGAUUUCGGCAAGCGAAAACGCACGGGCUCAUCCACUAUAGUGAAAUCGCAUCCGAGCCAGCGGCCCGGAAAGGUUCACAAACAUAAACGAACAUGGUCAAUGUCAUCAGCGUCUUCUUCUGGGGGCCGUUUGCCUGUGGAGGAAGAUCUAUAUCUGAAGCUACAAACUAUGAAGGAUAUGUUUACUAGUACGCGUCCCGUAAGUAUUCUAUAUUUGCGAGGCUCAGAUCAAGAUGAUCCUGAUCUCUAUCCCGUGACACUUCCAGGUGAGCCACUAGAUUUAACAAAGGUCGACUCCCGGGUUUCUACAAUCUGGCAGCAACGUAGUAAUGAUCGUGGCUCCAAUUCUGGCAUUGCUUCUGCUCUUGUGUCACCCUCUUCUAAUAAUACACCCCUAUCUGGUCAGGGGAUUUCAGCCUCAGUUCCAGCCAAUCCUCAUUGGUCUGAUUACUCUGCAAUGGCACCUGGAGAGCUACAUUCAUCAAAUCCACAACAUUUAGCCAGCCCUCCAGAUCAGCCAAUAAAAGUUGCCAAGACAGACGAGACAGGCAAUCUAAACGGUUGGAUUGAAGCACUUGGUGUCGACCCUUCCUACAAGCCACCCUUGGAAAGACCUAAAAAGGCUGUAGCAUGUUUUUAUAUCAUGCGACAAGAUCCAAACCAAGCAGAGAGGCAGGAGUAUCAUAGAGCUAUAUAUCUUUCUGAAAGAACUUUGAAUAAUUUUACGCAAGGAAUUGCUGCAAAAUGGAACAUUGAUCACCAGAAAAUUGUUCGGACUCUUCGUAUUCUUGAACGCGGGCUUCAAGUAGAAAUGGACGAUGAUAUUAUUGCAGGUCUCAACGAAGGUCAAGACCUCGUUAUGGAGGUCAUAUCGAUAAAUUUAUCCAUUGAAAGCGAUCAUACAAGUGGUACAGCCGACAGGUCGAUUACUGAAGGACUCGAACUCCGCCUUAUCUUUUAA
Messenger RNA from Blumeria graminis f. sp. triticale, 2445 nucleotides. Lineage: Eukaryota; Fungi; Ascomycota; Leotiomycetes; Helotiales; Erysiphaceae. The record is from the annotation of a GenBank genome assembly.